CCACAAAUCCCACAAUGGCUCAUUCACUUUUAUCAGUUCCCUCUUCCCUCUUCCCGUUUCGACGGCGGCUGACGAACGGAGCACGCUCGCAAGUCGCGUCACCGGGACCUGUGGAGCAGCCCUCGCCCUUCUGCUCCGACGGGUCUCCGACAGGUCGCCGUCGUAUCCUCUAAAUCGAGAAUGGAUGUUGAGCGGUAGAGGACCCUGGAAAAAUUAGGACUGACCCUACUGUGAGGGCAAUAUGGAGGCAUUGAAGUUUAGUUCGGCCUCACAUUCCCUGGCACUUGGAAGUUCACCUUCGGGUUCAUGCCACGGUCCUCGUCCUAAUAGGUUGCUGCAAUACAAGAUUUACAGUAACGGUCUCAAAUUAAAAACUCCCAGAAGAUAUUCUAUUAGCGCCUCUUCUUCUAGUGACCGAAAUUCUGAGGUUACUCUGCUCGAUUAUGGUGCCGGCAAUGUGCGCAGUUUGAGGAAUGCAAUUCAGUUUCUUGGUUUCAGUAUUAGAGAUGUGCAAACACCUGAGGACAUAAUGAAAGCAAAAUGCCUAAUUUUCCCCGGAGUAGGCGCCUUUGCUGCUGCCAUGGAUGUGCUAAACAAGAACGGAAUGGCCGAAGCACUCACUGCCUACGUCGAACAAGAUCGCCCAUUUCUGGGCAUUUGUCUUGGCUUGCAACUGCUCUUUGAGUCAAGUGAUGAGAAUGGUCCAGUAAAAGGUCUUGGUUUAAUCCCCGGAGUAGUUGGCCGUUUUGAUUCAUCUGAAGGGAUCAGAGUACCUCAUAUUGGAUGGGAUGCACUGGAAAUAACUAAAGACUCAGAGAUCUUGGAUGGUAUUGGAAACAAACAUGUCUAUUUUGUCCAUUCAUAUCGAGCAAUGCCUUCAGAUGAUAAUAGAGAGUGGGUGUCAUCUACUUGCAAGUAUGGUGACAAUUUCAUAGCUUCAAUCAAGAGGGGAAAUGUCCAAGCUGUGCAGUUUCACCCUGAGAAGAGUGGAGAUGUUGGCCUUUCUAUCUUGGAAAGGUUUUUGAAACCGGGGUCCAAAGCAACAAAGCAGCCAUUCCAAGGUAAGGCCUGUAAACUUGCAAAGAGAGUUAUUGCUUGUCUUGAUGUCAGGAGCAACGACAAAGGAGAUCUUGUUGUGACUAAAGGCGACCAGUACGAUGUAAGAGAGCACACAAAAGAAAACGAAGUGAGAAACCUCGGCAAGCCAGUAGAACUUGCGGGACAGUACUACAAAGAUGGAGCUGAUGAGGUCAGCUUUUUGAACAUCACUGGUUUCCGAGACUUCCCUCUUGGGGAUCUCCCAAUGUUGCAGGUACUGAGGCAGACAUCAGAGAAGGUUUUUGUGCCUUUAACCGUUGGAGGAGGCAUCAAAGACUUCACUGAUGGAAAUGGAAAGUACUACACUUGCCUAGAAGUUGCAGCAGAGUAUUUCAGGUCUGGCGCCGACAAGAUCUCUAUAGGGAGUGAUGCUGUAUAUGCUGCAGAAGAAUACCUAAAAUCCGGAGUCAAAACUGGGAAAACCAGCAUAGAGCAGAUCUCAAGAGUUUAUGGGAACCAGGCAGUGGUUGUCAGUAUAGACCCUAGAAGAGUGUACGUGCGGGACCCACACGAUGUAGAAUUCGCGGCUGUCAGAACGAGGGAAAAGGGUCCGAACGGGGAAGAAUAUGCCUGGUAUCAGUGCACAGUGAAAGGGGGGCGAGAGGGGCGAGGAAUCGGAGCAUUGGAGCUUGCAAAAGCUGUUGAGGAAUUGGGAGCAGGGGAGAUACUUCUGAACUGCAUUGACUGUGAUGGGCAGGGAAAAGGCUUUGAUAUUGACCUCAUCAAGUUGGUAUCGGACGCGGUGCGUAUCCCUGUCAUUGCAAGCAGUGGGGCAGGGUCAGCCGGGCACUUCUCUGAGGUUUUCAAAGAGACAAAUGCCUCUGCUGCCCUGGCUGCAGGGAUAUUCCAUCGCAACGAGGUGCCCAUUCAGUCUGUGAAAAAGCACCUGCUCAAGGAAGGUAUAGAAGUCAGAAUGUAGUAGUAAUGGUUUUUAUUGGAAUUAAGCUAGGGAUACACCAACAUGGGAUACUCCAAGUGUAUACCAAGCCAACACAGACACACACAUUCUGUGUCUAGUCUGUGUCUGUGCAACACAGACACUUUGUGUCUGUGUGUAUCUGUGUUGGCUUGGUGUACACUUGGGGUACCCUAUGUUGGUGUACCUCUGUGUACCUCUAGCAUUGCCCUUUUUAUUGAUGUUCACUGGUAUUUCUUUAACCUGAGAACACAGAAUAAAUUUUGGAGUGGCUUGACACCCAAACUGAUAAUCUCAAGAGUUCUGCUCAGAAUAUUUGAGCAGGCUUCUUCUUUAUGGUGGCCUUACCAUGCUUUAUUGGAGCUUGGGGGGCAAACUUUUGCUUCUUCUUUAGUGGAACUUGAUAUGUAUUUGUUGUUGACCAUACCCCAUUUUCAUUCGGACUUAGCUUUGAUCACUGCUCUAGUGGAGAGAUGGAGACCCGAGACCCAUUCAUUCCAUCUUCCCUUCGGAGAGGUUGGAAUUACUUUGCAGGAUGUAGAGGUUUUGCUUGGAUUGCCCGUAGAUGACAAUCCAUUGGCGGGGAUGACUGGCCGAUCCAUUGGCUAUAUCAUGUAUUUCAAUUAUGUCUAAGUUUAUGUUUUAUGAAUUUCACAAAAUAAAUUAGUUAUGGCAUG
Messenger RNA from Cuscuta campestris, 2691 nucleotides. NCBI's taxonomy places the organism in Eukaryota, Viridiplantae, Streptophyta, Magnoliopsida, Solanales, Convolvulaceae. The record is from the annotation of a GenBank genome assembly.